AUGUCUCACCCAGAAGACGUCUACGCCAACAGGGAAGAAGACUGGUACCCAGGAAUUCGUCAGCGCUCGAAACCAGGCCAGGCGCCUCACGAACAAGUCUACGACACCACCCGGGACAUUAACGGAAAUGUUGUGACAGAUAAACCUGCCAACCGAGCCAUACUCUCUGCUCAGAAGCGACAGAGGACUCAUGAUGCCCGUGUCCUUGCGCAGCGUCAGAAACAAGCUGCCCGGGCCCAAUCAGGUCAGACAGAAGAGAGCAGCACUGCCGGCAUGCUCGGACGCAUGCUCGUGGUCAUUCUGUUUCUCCCCCUCCUUUCCUCCUUCACCACUCAAUCCUAUACCUUCAACCUGUCUCCCUAUUUCGUCCCGCCACUGAAAAGAUUCUGGGCAGAAACGCCUUUGAAUCCUUGGAAGCUGGAGAUGAAGGAGUUUACGCCGUUACAGCUUGCAAUGUACGACGGGUCCCUGGAGAGACCGGUGUAUCUUGCGGUAGACGGGGUGGUAUUUGAUGUGACCUCAAACAGGCGGAUCUAUGGUAAGGGCGGUAGUUACAACAUGAUGACUGGGCGGGACGCUUCCAGAGCGUUCGUGACGGGCUGCUUCGAAACUCAUUUGACACAUGAUCUUCGAGGUCUUUCGGAAGACGAACUCAAGUCUGUUACCCACUGGAAAAAGUUCUUUGAAAACAAUGAAAAGUAUACAAAGAUUGGGACCGUUUUGAACCCUCCGAUAGACCCCAGCACGCCCAUACCACCACCUUGUCGGGGAGAGAAGAAGGACAAGGCCGACCCGCACGCGCCAGGGGCAGCAGCUGCUCAAAGAGGUAGAGCGAAGCCAGGACCAGUAGGCCACUGA
Cryptococcus wingfieldii CBS 7118 is the source of this 858-nucleotide messenger RNA. RefSeq lists its product as hypothetical. Gene Ontology annotation, cellular component: membrane; endomembrane system. The record is from RefSeq and is a predicted model, not a curated record. The transcript is spliced from 5 exons. NCBI's taxonomy places the organism in Eukaryota, Fungi, Basidiomycota, Tremellomycetes, Tremellales, Cryptococcaceae. Bases 1 to 858 code for a protein of 285 amino acids.